AUGUCAGCAAAAAGGAAGAAGGGCAAGAGGAGGAAGAUGCAAGACUGGCAAGAGGAAGAACAGGAAAUGCAAGAGGAAGUAGAUGGAGUAGAACUACUAGAAGAAGAGGACCAGUAUGAGGAGGGGGAGGGCGGAAAUACCCACAUGGAAAAACAGCCUGGGAAGAAACGCCACACGCAGACAAAACACCCAGGUGAGAAACGCUUCAUGUGUGAGGUGUGCAGCUGGCAGUUCAGCCGGCUGGGCGACCUCAAGAGCCACCUGCGGACCCACACGGGGGAGAGACCCUACAAGUGCGAGCAGUGCGGCCGGGCGUUCAGCCAGCACAGCGCGUGGAGGACCCACAUGCGGACCCACUCCGGUGAGAAACCCUUCAUGUGUGAUGAGUGCGGUCGACAGUUCAGCGGCCAGGGCCAGCUCAAGAGCCAUCUGCGAACUCACACUGGGGAGCAACCCUACACCUGCGACGAGUGUGGCAAAAACUUCAGCGAUCAGAGCAACCUUAGGAGACACAAACGGACACACACCGGGGAGAAACCUCACAAGUGUGAGAUUUGCCACAAGGGGUUUGUUGAGAAACAUGCUCUGAAAAUCCACCGAUACACCCACAGCAGUGAAAAGCCCUACAGUUGCGAUCUGUGCGACAAAUAG
Messenger RNA from Branchiostoma belcheri (Belcher's lancelet), 651 nucleotides. Its product is annotated as gastrula zinc finger protein XlCGF49.1-like. NCBI's taxonomy places the organism in Eukaryota, Metazoa, Chordata, Leptocardii, Amphioxiformes, Branchiostomatidae. Gene Ontology annotation, cellular component: nucleus. The record is from RefSeq and is a predicted model, not a curated record. The transcript has a single exon. Bases 1 to 651 code for a protein of 216 amino acids. Gene Ontology annotation, biological process: regulation of transcription by RNA polymerase II; central nervous system development. Gene Ontology annotation, molecular function: RNA polymerase II cis-regulatory region sequence-specific DNA binding; DNA-binding transcription factor activity, RNA polymerase II-specific.